Molecule: messenger RNA, 3959 nt
Organism: Microplitis mediator
Lineage: Eukaryota; Metazoa; Arthropoda; Insecta; Hymenoptera; Braconidae
Gene: PAPLA1
Product: phospholipase DDHD2
Exons: 9
Coding region: 163-3699 (1178 amino acids)
Cellular component (GO): COPII-coated ER to Golgi transport vesicle
Molecular function (GO): metal ion binding
Source: RefSeq, a predicted model, not a curated record
UACAGUAUUUAUACAGAAUAUAUGCUCAACACAAAUAAAAAAAAAAGUAAAACGUCAACAAUAUGUAAUUGUGUAAUGUGUAACAUAUGUGUGUUAUUAUUAUUCAAUUAAUUUACGGAAAUAAUUUUUCUGAUUAAUUAUAAUUUAAAUAAUAAAAACAUAAUGAGUGAUUUAACACGUAAAAUUAAAAAUCCACUUCUGACUGCUGCUGGUCAAGGAUUUCCAUUUGAAGAACAUGAAAUCCCAAAUUUAUUGAUACCUGUGGCACAACCUGUGUUAACCUCAACUUCAAUAAUUCAAGAUGGUAAUGCCAAUCCAACUUCAGUAUUUCCAAGUGGGGAUACUAAUGUAUUAUCUACAAUUGAACUCAAUGAUAACAGAGAUGGAUCAAAUAAUAUAAUAACAAAAACAGAAACUUUAUCGGAAAUUUCAUUGAAUGAUCAAACUUAUGAUGAUAAUUUUUCUAAUAGUAAGAAUAUUGUCGAGAGUAUUGAUAAUUUGAAUAUUAAUCCUAUCACUCCGCCGCUAACGUUGCCAUCACUAACAAAUGUACAAAAUUCAAAUUAUCGUCUUGGUAAUCAACGACGUCUAAGAUAUGUGCCACCUCCUAAUUUAACGUCAUCAAUUCAAGCACCAACAUUACAGCCACCGAUAAAUCAAUCACUCACCAGUAACUUGCCACCGAGUUUAAAUACACAGGAUAUUUUUAUACCACCUCAACCACAAAAUCAAAACAUCGAUGAUAAAUUAACUUCGGUACCUUUGAACGACUUUACUCAGCCAAAAUUACCACAUCAUCAGGUACCACACCAAGAAACUAUUCCUGCAUUAAAUAUCAACCCUGCUCAACAAAGUUCAACAAAUUUAACGCAUCAAUCAAGUGGACUGUCAAAUUAUUUUUCAAUUCCUCCAUCAAGUAGCAAAGAUGAUUUAUUUAAUUACAAGUAUGAAAACCAGUCACAAGUCACACCUAAAAAUUUGUUUACUGAUUCAAACCAAUUACCAGUUCAAUCUCCUUACAAUUUAAUAAAAGAAAAUCCUGGUUUCGCUCCUUUAACUGCUGAAAAUAAAAACUCCGUUUUUACAGCGAAUGAUGUACUUAGAGAUAAUUCAUUAAACAAAUCGAGCAUCGACGUAAAAAGUAAUUCAGAAUCUUAUUUAAAUACAGAAAUAACAGUUCCCUUUGUACAAGAUGAAACAGACAACGAAAAACGCAAUCUAAUUAAUACUGAGACUUUACCAAGCAUACAAACUUAUCAAGAGUCAAUAAGAACUUCAGAUUCAUUAGAAAACCAAUCAAAUUAUCCGUUCAUUUACAAUCCGACGAGCUACAAUUUACCAACUUGCCAAGUCUCGGCAUCACCAACUUUUUCAUUUGACUCAACAACAUCACCGUCAGUAUUCACAACAGCCAGCGAUCGACAAGCCGUAGAACAACCAGCUUUCAUAAAUUGUAUGAUGCCAGAGCCAACAGGCACUGCAACAUUGAAUCCAACCCAAAUAUCUGUCAGUCAAUUAGCACCAGGCCGUGUACAUACCGAAACAAUUAUUCCAUCGAGCCUAGAAAAAUUAGCAACCUCAGCAACAAAAAUAAUGACUUACCGUCCAGUUUAUUACCACUGGUUCAACUGCCGUGAAAUAGAAAACAAAAUAAUAUGGCAUCCAUUCUCUAUGCACGACAGUUUGAAAUUGGAAGAGGUAUUCAAUUCAACUGAAAUCGAUGCUGAUACCAAAGUAGCUACCGAUGGCGGUCGUUAUGACGUCGAAAUAGUCAAGCGCCAACGAAGUCCCGUCUAUUGGUCUGCAACGCCUACGCAAGUAAGAAGAUGCUCGUGGUUUUACAAAGGCCCUUCCGAGUCCCGGUACACUCCUUACGAGGAGUCGGUUGCUGCUAGACUUGAAGAAGAGUACAAACAAGCUUGUCUAAGUGAUUCCUGGAAUCGACGUAUUGAGCUUAACAAUAAUGAGCAUAUUAUUUUCCAUAGUUCUACUAUUCAAGUUCACUAUAUGCCUGUUACUUCACCGGAAUUCAAUUCAUCAUGGAGCAAUACUUAUGCGGUUUCAAAUAAACCAAAAGUUGUAAAACGUGGAGUAGAUGAAUUUAAUAUUGAUGAUGGUGAACCGGAAAAAGUAGAUCAUCUUCUGUUUCUUGUCCAUGGAAUUGGUAGUGCGUGUGAUUUAAAAUUCCGCAGUGUUGAAGAAGUUGUGGAUGAAUUUCGAAGUAUAUCCCUUCAAUUAGUACAAACUCACUACCGUACGGCAAGUAUUCAUGGUGCGGUGAACAGAAUAGAAGUUUUACCAAUAUCAUGGCACUCUACGCUGCACUCUGAAGACACGGGGAUAGACAAUAAACUAAAAACAAUAACAUUAGAGAGUAUACCCAAGCUAAGGCACUUCACGAAUGAUACACUGCUUGACAUACUUUUUUAUACGAGUCCUGUUUACUGUCAGACGAUUAUGCAGACGGUUGGCAAUGAAAUGAAUAAACUAUAUGCAUUAUUUAAAGAAAGAAAUUCACAAUUUGAUGGCAGUGUUUACUUGGGUGGUCAUUCGCUUGGUAGUUUAAUAUUAUUUGAUUUACUUUGUCAUCAAAAACCAAUUGCUGAAAAACCGCGGGAAGAUGUUACUUCGACUGAUGAAUAUGAAAAUUCAGAAGAUGAAGACACUGUCGGUGAAAUGCAAACAAUACCACGAGCAAAAUACCAGCGACGUACAAGUCGUAGAAUUAGUUAUGUAAUGGGUAGUGCUGGAACUGGACAACCAUUUAUUGUCUAUCCUCAUUUAAAUUUUUAUCCAAAAGCAUUUUUUGCAUUUGGUAGUCCUGUUGGAAUGUUUGUUACGACUCGUGGUAUUGAUACUUUAGGAGAAAAUUUUAGAUUACCAACUUGUCCGGCAUUUUUUAAUAUUUUUCAUCCAUUUGAUCCAGUUGCCUACAGAAUUGAGCCUAUGGUUAAUAAUGAGGCCUAUAAAUACCGACCUCAAUUGAUUCCGCAUCACAAAGGAAGAAAACGAAUGCAUUUAGAAUUAAAAGAAACGAUGGCAAGAGUUGGAGCUGAUUUGAAGCAAAAAAUUUUAAAUUCAAUGAAAAGCACGUGGAAUUCAGUGUACCAGUUGACUAUGUUUUAUCAACCAGACAAUAAAGUUCUUGAACAAGAGAUUGACAAAGUUGUUGAGGAGGAAUUUAAAAAAUCAUCAAGACUUGCUGAAUCAUCAGUCAAUAGCAAUAAUGAUAAUGAUGACAAUAGUGAAUCGAGCGCUCGUUAUUACCAUGAGGAUCGUUUGAGUGAUGAUGGUGAAAUAAAUAUUAAAAUGGGUAAAUUAAAUGGAGGCCGUCGUAUUGAUUAUGUGCUGCAAGAAGCACCAUUUGAAUAUAUUAAUGAAUAUAUAUUUGCCUUAACGAGUCAUGUGUGUUAUUGGGAGUCUGAAGACACGAUGUUGUUGAUACUAAAAGAGAUAUACGGGACCAAUGGAAUCCAAGCUGAUGCGCAAAUGCCACAACAGCUGUUGACACCGACCAGUGUGUCUUUUUCAUCAACAGAAUCUCUGUCUUCGCCACUAUCCGAGCACCCAUCCGCCUCGACUAGUGUCCUCGCGUCUCAUUCAACAACACCACCACUGCAGGGUGUCGAUCCAACAGCUCCUAUCACCCAAAAAUCCGUUGGACCGCCUCCCAAAUCUGGUUUUGUUCGAAAGUCAUAGAUUAUGUCAUUUACUUUUUUGUUAAAUUUACUCUUAAAACAUUUAAAUUUAUUUCUGUUAUUUAUGACAGCAAACGAAGUAAAGUAAAAAACGUUUCGAUUAUUUAUCAAUUAAAUUUUUUUCUUGUUCACUUGAUCGUUAAUUAUUUUUAUAGAUCAAUUUAAAUAUAUACAUAUUGACUAGUAAUUAAUAAAUUCAUUUAUUCUUAAAUAAUGUUAUAUAUUUAACUUUUUUUUUUUCAUAGUUUAUUUUUAUUUUUA